This is a messenger RNA of Coregonus sp. 'balchen', 15367 nucleotides long. The record is from the annotation of a GenBank genome assembly. NCBI's taxonomy places the organism in Eukaryota, Metazoa, Chordata, Actinopteri, Salmoniformes, Salmonidae.
CUGCUGGGACAGAAAACAGAAAUUGGUCAGCUGAUCAGCUGUGUACCUUCAGACUCCGGUAGGAGAGCGAACAGGGUGGCUGAAGCCAAGUCAGAGCAGAGGACGCGGCGUGACGGACAGAAAGGGAAGGGCAUCAGUUGAGAGCGCACAGAGAUAUUUCGAUCACUUUGUUACAAUAGUGAGUACAACAAUGAGGGAUGACAUGAACGUGCUAUAAAAAGCUGCCACAUAGGCUUUCGAGAAGAAGAGCUGGAGGACACCCAAGGGAAGGAAGCCAAGUUCAACUAUAGCGCAUCUGGAGAAGGUAAGACCCCUGAAUUAAUUGGCAUGUAACCUAACUAACCUACAGUAGCAAUGCAGGGUUUUAAAUUUCUAUUAUAUCUUUCAAAUACAUAGACUGUAGUUUGGCUGUAAUUGUACAUUUUACUAUCUGUUUAAAAUGUGUUUUUCUUUCAGGAGCUAUCAUUACAUUACAGAUGGACUUCCAAUGGCAUUCCUAUGUAGCUAAUGGUCAUCAAUAAAACGUGCUGUGUCAACUCGUCAGCUUUAACAGCUCUGCAAUGAAUAAGCUCUGAGUUGGCCAAAUGAUUGCUGCCAACUUGUCAUACUGAAUAGUUUAUUUCUAGUUUUGAGAGCGAGAGAGAAGAAUAGAGAGAGAGAGAGAGAGAGAGAGAGAGAGAGAGCAUGUGGUAUAGAUACAUUUCAGGAAGGAUACAGCAACCUUGAGUGGUAUAUGAUAGUCUCUUUGAGGAGCCUACUUAUCAGUGCCUGCUUGGACCUUGUACCUCACUUCCAGGACCUCUCUACUUUUUAACGUCUCCUGCCCUUUGUAAUCACAUACAGGGACUAGGCUAUCUACUGUCCUCCGUCGCAAUCACUCUUUCUUUUGAACUGAACUCACAUGCCAGGGGUAUCUAUCUGCACUACUUCUCCAUCUCUCCCCUUCUCCCCCACCCCGUCUCAUCCCUACCACGGACUGUGUAGCCUACGUCUACUGUAUCCAUUUGAGCUCUCUGUUCCUGGUGUUUAUGAUGUAAGAUUGAUUAAUGUGAUCAGACCUGUUUUUACUUGCUGUGUCAGGAGGACGAUGCUCUGUCCCUGUGAUAUGAUAUGACCGCCUAUAAUUGACCUGUUGUUUUGUAUUGUGAUUGAUUUUCUCCAGAGCCACACAGAUCUAUAGAUUAUAUGACUCUGAUUCGCUCUCUGUCUCACACUCAUUCACUCCCACCUGUUUUAUCUCAUUGUUUUGCUCUUCUGAUAGUAUCAGUGUUCUUUUUCUACCUAUUGGUCAAUUUGUCUGUCUACUUCAUUGCUCUCUCUAUCUCUACCAGUCUACUGUUAAGGUUUGCCUCUGUUCUAAUUUUUGGUUUUAUUCAGUGUUCCGGGUUGUUCUAUCAUCCCCUGUCUUGCUCUACUGGCCAAGCACUGUUCGUCCAAUCAGCAUUAUUGUUCAUUACAACACAGUUUCAUUGUCUAUUUAUAUGUUUUUCAAUCAACUCCCUCCCCUAACCUACAGGGAUCCCCAAAACAACUUAUCUUGUACCAGGAAUAGCCAUUAAGUAGCUGGGGCCCCUGCCCUGUCCCCUCUCUCACACAGAGAAGUGUGUGUGUGUGUAUGUGACAAACUGUAGCUAGCCCAGGACCCCUGCCCGGCCCUGUCCCCUCACUCAGAGAGAGCAGGGUUGUUUUGUUCAUGUGCUGUAUGUCCUGACUGAGCAUGUGUGAUAUAAUGCAGCUGGAUGUGCACUAAGCUGCAUUAACACAGCAUGUGUCUAGUCAUUCAAACUCCAUACAUGCUGCUGAAGGUAAUUAACUUUGAAAAACAUGUGAGGCUUCGGUUCAGCAUGCGGUUGACUCCUAGCAACGCUUGGUGUGUGUAUGUGACUGUAGAAUAGUUACAGUAAAAAUACUAAAAAGAUCACAUUGGCACUCAGUGACAGCCGGUAACGAACGUUACAGUGUUAUCAGGCCUGUGUGCCUCUCUCUCUCACUCUGUCAAUACACUUAAGCUUAAAAGUCAAUUUACCGAAACCCCUAAUGGCUCUCAAAUUGCCAUCUGUGAAACCCAGUUCAAUAACCAACAGCGUGUGUGUGUGUGUGUCUGUUAACAUUUGUGAAUUGUUAAGUAUCAUACAAACAAACAUUUAUGUACAAAAAUAAAAAUAACUGACAGUGCCAUUUGAUGACAGCUUGGUUUCCAUGGCAACACCAACACACUCUCUUAUAAGACUUGUAUGUCUCUUUCCUCCACAGAUGUCAGAGGGACCCUCAUAGCUGGGAUACCACUUUACCUCAGCUCUUAUAACCAAUCCUCUCCACCAACUGACUGAUUGACAGCCACCUGGUCCAAUCACUGCUGCUCACUUCCCCACAUCCCCUCUCCAAUCACCAACCUCCACUCCACCACAAUGGCGUCCUACAGCCCCGCCCCCACACAAGCACACGCCACCAACGGCGGGUCACCCUCGCUCAAGUCGGGCAGCUCGGGGGGCGACAACGAUUCCAUGAAGCUGAAGAAGGAGAUCUCUCUCCUGAACGGUGUGUGUCUCAUCGUGGGCAACAUGAUCGGCUCGGGCAUCUUCGUCUCGCCUAAAGGCGUCUUAAUCUAUAGCGCCUCCUACGGGCUGUCACUGGUAGUGUGGACCAUCGGCGGUAUCUUCUCUGUGUUCGGGGCCUUAUGUUAUGCUGAGCUGGGGACCACCAUCACCAAGUCAGGGGCCAGUUAUGCUUACAUCCUGGAGGCCUUCGGAGGGUUCCUGGCCUUCAUCAGGCUGUGGACGUCCCUGUUGAUCAUAGAGCCCACCAGCCAGGCAGUCAUAGCCAUCACCUUCUCCAACUACAUGGUGCAGCCCGUCUUCCCUACCUGCAUAGCACCCUAUCUGGCUAACCGCAUGUUGGCAGCGGCCUGUAUAUGUGAGUAUUUUAUAGUCAUUGUGUAUGGGGGGUUGUUGUUUGUGUGUUGGUGCAAUACUGUUCCACUGUCUCUACUAUGGCUAGGGCCCUGAGUUUUUCCUAACCACUGGAACUGAUCAGGAAAAACUUGGGGCCCCAACCAUAGUAUGGGCAAGGACUUUGCAUACAGACAGUGUGUGUGCGCGUGUGCGUGUGUGUGUUCACAGUCCCAUUUGUGCUAAAUGUGGAUGUAUGGGUUUAUGUGCCUCUCUUUGUGGAAAAAGGGGGGAACAGAAACUACAUGACGGCAUACCCACGUCAGCACCUCAGCAACAGAAGGGAACACUAGAAAGGUUGAAAGAGGAACAGCGAGGGGAGGACAGAGACAACAGACUACAACACGUGCUUCCUGUCUAAAAGACAGAAGAUAGGGGAGAAUCUACUCAACUUUUUAAAACGUCUGUGUGACUUGUCUCAUCUUAUCACAUGACCUGACCAGAUAAAACUGCAAGCAUAGCCCAUGACUCAUGACAAUAGUGUACUGUAAAUUGAUAAUUUAUAAACCAAGGGAGGCAAGGAUGAAAAGAGAUGAGUAAGGUAAUAUGUAGAGAGAGGAGGGGAGGGAGUGUUGAGACAUGGAUAUAGUUCUUACAGAUUAGUAGAAAACUGGACCUCAGCACAACCACUAAUAGUUAUAUUAUUCUUGUGGUCAUUAGUAGGUAAAGUAUAAGACAGACUACUGGAACAGAUCGAUAGAACACAUAGAACAUAAACAACAGGAUGGAACCCUGGGUCAAGUAGACAGAAGUUUGGGACAGAUACAGAAUACCACUACUACAGCAACCAGAUAGAACACUGUUACAAUACUUACUAAAACGGAUAGGCCUGAGAUAAGCCUUCUCCUUCAAGUUCCAAAAAAUUACUCAAGUAAUAAAUAUCACUCAAUCAUCUAAUUACAAUCCCUACACACCAACAUCCACACACACACACAUAGAUAAACAAUGCUUUGAGGACUGUGAAUGUGCUGAUAGCUGCUAGUUAGAAAGGUAAAAGUAAUUUCUACUUCAAGACUCUGACCCCAGGCUAAUGGCUGGGGUCAGUCUUGAAGCAUGGCAGCUCAGCAUGACAAAGAAGUGAACCAUAACCACAGAUCUAGGAUCUGAUUUCUCUGCACCCCAUCCUUACCUUAACCUUCAAGUGUAUGGAAAAAUACCCGAUCCUCUAUCAGUGGUUACAGGCAUUAGGCGACUUCAACAGCCAAUGAGAAGACCAGAAACACCCCCAGGUAGAAAUGAACUAUUACCACAGAUCUAGGAUCAGAUUACCCUACUGUCAACCCCAACCUUAACCAUCAGGCAGAUGGAAAAAUACCUGUAUCAGUGGUUAGGAAUUCUCCGUACACUAUAGGACUGCGCCCAUACAUGGCAGACGUCAAUCUUCCCCUUAUUUUGACAAAGUCUAUGGUCUCCCCUCACAUCUGGUCCAGAUCUAGACGAUCCAAAUGGACCAACCUGAUCUACACCCUCCCACCCUUCUAGCCUUUCACUGUCAAUACAACCACGCCUUGGACAUCUGUGUGGCCAGCUACACUCUGUCAGUCAUCUGUUAGUCCAGAUCACUCACUGUCUCGGGUCUGGGCGGUGUGAUAUGAUAUGUUUAACCUUUUACUGUAGUGGGCAAAAUCAGGGUCACACACAGUGUUUCUUAGUAGUCUUAAACACAUCUACUUUGAAACAAAAGUCUACACCUCACAUACAGUACAUGGUUAUGGGCUUAACAGAAAGAAGACACCUGUACCAUGUCAGAUAUAGAGUUGAAAUGUAUUACAUUUUGUGUUUGCAUCCCAAUAUUACACUUUGUAUACAUCACAGAAGACUGAAAUACACUACAUGACCAAAAUGUGGACACCUGCUUGUCAAACAUCUCAUUCCAAAAUCAUGGGCAUUAAUAUGGAGUUGUCCCCCCCCCUUGGGAGAUGGUGUUAUGGUUCUCAUGCUGAAACAGGAAAGGGCCUUCCCCAAACUGUUGCCACAAAGUUGGAAGCACAGAAUUGUCUACAAUGUCAUUGUAUGCUGUAGUGUUAAGAUUUCCAUUCACUGGAACUAAGGGGCCUAGGCCGAACCAUGAAAAACAGCCCUAGACCGUUAUUCCUCCUCCACCAAACAUUACAGUCGUCACUAUGCAUUGGGGCAGGUAGCGUUCUCCUGUCAUCCGCCAAAUCCAGAUUUGUCCGUCGGACUGCUAGAUGGUGAAGCUUGAUUCGUCAUUCCGGAGAACACGUUUCCACUGCUCCAGAGUCCAAUGGCGGCGAGCUUUACACCACUCCAGCCGACGCUUGGCAUUGCGCAUGGUGAACUUAGGCUUGUGUGCGGCUGCUCGGCCAUGGAGCUCCCGACGAACAGUUCUUGUGCUGACGUUGCUUCCAGAGGCAGUUUGGAACUCGGUAGUGAGUGUUGCAACCAAGGACAGACAAUUUCUACGCGCUACAGCACUUCAGCACUCGUCGUCCCGUUCUGUGAGCAUUUGUGGCCUACCACUUUGCUUCACAAUAACAGCACUUACAGUUGACCGGGGCAGCUCUAGCAGGGCAGAAAUUUGACAAACUGACUUGUUGGAAAGGUGGCAUCCUAUGACGGUGCCACGUUGAAAGUCACUUAGCUCUUCAGGAAUACAAUUCUACUGCCAAUGUUUGUCUAUGGAAAUUGCAUGGCUGUGUGCUUGAUUUUAUACACCUGUCAGCAAUGGGUGUGGCUGAAAUAGCCAAAUCCACUCAUUUGAAGGAGUGUCCACAUACUUUUGUAUAUAUAGCGUAUAACAAAACCGUUUGACAUAGAAACACCGGAUUUUCAGCAGUUUCUUUUGAAAUAUUGUUUAUUAAUUAUGAGAUUAUGAAAAAUAUUAAUACAUUCCACCCAUGAGACCACUAGAAGGCGAUUUGGUCAUUUGACUGCAGGAAAGCUAAGGAGACCUAUUGAUAGGAGACUGUUUUGGUCUAUGUCUUCAUGUCUCUUCAUGCCUCAUUUGGGGGAGGAAGGGUGGGAUGGUGUUAUGGUUCUCCAGUCAUUUGGGGGAGGAAGGGGGAGAUGGUGUUAUGGUUCUCCAGUCGUUUGGGGGAGGAAGGGGGAGAUGGUGUUAUGGUUCUCCCGUCAUUUGGGGGAGGAAGGGGGAGAUGGUGUUAUGGUUCUCCGGUCAUUUGGGGGAGGAAGGGGGAGAUGGUGUUAUGGUUUUCCAGUCAUUUGGGGGAGGAAGGGGGAGAUGGUGUUAUGGUUCUCCGGUCAUUUGGGGGAGGAAGGGGAAGAUGGUGUUAUGGUUCUCCGGUCAUUUGGGGGAGGAAGGGGGAGAUGGUGUUAUGGUUCUCCGGUCAUUUGGGGGAGGAAGAGGGAGAUGGUGUUAUGGUUCUCCAGUCAUUUGGGGGAGGAAGGGGGAGAUGGUGUUAUGGUUCUCCAGUCAUUUGGGGGAGGAAGGGGGAGAUGGUGUUAUGGUUCUCCAGUCGUUUGGGGGAGGAAGGGGGAGAUGGUGUUAUGGUUCUCCCGUCAUUUGGGGGAGGAAGGGGGAGAUGGUGUUAUGGUUCUCCGGUCAUUUGGGGGAGGAAGGGGGAGAUGGUGUUAUGGUUUUCCAGUCAUUUGGGGGAGGAAGGGGGAGAUGGUGUUAUGGUUCUCCGGUCAUUUGGGGGAGGAAGGGGAAGAUGGUGUUAUGGUUCUCCGGUCAUUUGGGGGAGGAAGGGGGAGAUGGUGUUAUGGUUCUCCGGUCAUUUGGGGGAGGAAGAGGGAGAUGGUGUUAUGGUUCUCCAGUCAUUUGGGGGAGGAAGGGGGAGAUGGUAUUAUGGUUCUCCAGUCAUUUGGGGGAGGAAGGGGGAGAUGGUGUUAUGGUUCUCCCGUCAUUUGGGGGAGGAAGGGGGAGAUGGUGUUAUGGUUCUCCAGUCAUUUGGGGGAGGAAGGGGGAGAUGGUGUUAUGGUUCUCCAGUCGUUUGGGGGAGGAAGGGGAGAUGGUGUUAUGGUUCUCCAGUCAUUUGGGGGAGGAAGGGGGAGAUGGUGUUAUGGUUCUCCAGUCAUUUGGGGGAGGAAGGGGGAGAUGGUGUUAUGGUUCUCCAGUCAUUUGGGGGAGGAAGGGGGAGAUGGUGUUAUGGUUCUCCAGUCGUUUGGGGGAGGAAGGGGGAGAUGGUGUUAUGGUUCUCCAGUCAUUUGGGGGAGGAAGGGGGAGAUGGUGUUAUGGUUCUCCAGUCAUUUAGGGGAGGAAGGGGGAGAUGGUGUUAUGGUUCUCCAGUCAUUUAGGGGAGGAAGGGGGAGAUGGUGUUAUGGUUCUCCAUUCAUUUGGGGGAGGAAGGGGGAGAUGGUGUUAUGGUUCUCCAGUCAUUUGGGGGAGGAAGGGGGAGAUGGUGUUAUGGUUCUCCAGUCAUUUGGGGGAGGAAGGGGGAGAUGGUGUUAUGGUUCUCCAGUCAUUUGGGGGAGGAAGGGGGAGAUGGUGUUAUGGUUCUCCGGUCAUUUGGGGGAGGAAGGGGGAGGUGGUGUUAUGGUUCUCCAGUCAUUUGGGGGAGGAAGGGGGAGAUGGUGUUAUAGUUCUCCCGUCAUUUGGGGGAGGAAGGGGGAGAUGGUGUUAUGGUUCUCCAGUCAUUUAGGGGAGGAAGGGGGAGAUGGUGUUAUGGUUCUCCAGUCGUUUGGGGGAGGAUGGGGAGAUGGUGUUAUGGUUCUCCAGUCAUUUCGGGGAGGAAGGGGAAGAUGGUGUUAUGGUUCUCCAGUCAUUUGGGGGAGGAAGGGGGAGAUGGUGUUAUGGUUCUCCAGUCAUUUGGGGGAGGAAGGGGGAGAUGGUGUUAUGGUUCUCCAGUCGUUUGGGGGAGGAAGGGGAGAUGGUGUUAUGAUCAAUGAUGUACAUAGGCCUAUAUGCGCAUAUGUAGGGUUACGAUUAGGGCCCUGACCACGUAACUACACUAGGAAAACCUCAGGGCCCUGACCACGUAACUACACUAGGAAAACCUCAGGGCCCUGACCACGUAACUACAUGGGAGAUGGUGUUAUGGUUCUCCAGAUGUGUUUAUAGCUGUAUAUGUGUGUCAGCUGAAGUUUAUUUUUUACCAUGAACAUGCACUUGAGUUAAUCAUUUAAGCAAACACUGUAUGGUAGAUGACAUUAUGGCUGCUUUUCAUUAAUGCAUGAAAAUAUUGCUGAGGAGCAUUUUGAGUAUAUCAGAGGCUCACUAAACAUGAUGUAGUGUGUGAGAUAUAUAGUGUGCGUCUAAAAUGGCACCCUAUUCCCUAUGUAGUACAAUAAUUUUAAUCAGACCCGGGCUCUGGUCAAAAGUAGUGUACUACAUAGGGAAUAGGGUGCCAUUUGGGAUGCAGCCAUAUUGAAAGGAGGGAUACAUUGAAUACAUAUUCAAUCUCAGUGAAUGGGAGGACAGUAAUGAUUCAGACUGGACCAUCCUAUGACUAUAUCUCCAUGUAGGUUUAUGAACUUGAAGGAACAAACACUGAUAAGGAGAGAGAGAGAGAGAGAGAGAUAAGGUGAACUGGAAAACAUGUUUUCUUAAAACUGGGGGAGCAGUGUACUACAAGGACAAAGUUAGGAACUCAGUCUGUAUCUGUCAGUUGGUCGAUUGGUCAGUCAGUGUGUCAGUCAGUCAGUGUGUCAGUCAGUCAGCCAGUCUGUAUUUGUCAGUAAGCUAGUCAGUCAGCCAGUCUGUAUUUGUCAGUAAGCUAGUCAGUCUGUAUUUGUCAGUAAGCUAGUCAGUCAGCCAGUCUGUAUUUGUCAGUAAGCUAGUCAGUCAGCCAGUCUGUAUUUGUCAGUAAGCUAGUCAGUCAGCCAGUCUGUAUUUGUCAGUAAGCUAGUCAGUCAGCCAGUCUGUAUUUGUCAGUAAGCUAGUCAGUCCAGCCAGUCUGUAUUGUCAGUAAGCUUGUCAGUCAGUCAGCCCAGUCUGUAUUUGUCAGUAAGCUAGUCAGUCAGCCAGUCUGUAUUUGUCAGUAAGCUAGUCAGUCAGUCAGCCAGUCUGUAUUUGUCAGUAAGCUUGUCAGUCAGUCAGCCAGUCUGCAUUUGUCAGUAAGCUUGUCAGUCAGCCAGUCUGUAUCUGUCGGUAAGCUAGUCAGAAGGUCAGCCAGUCUGUAUUUGUCGGUCAGUCAGCCAGGAAGCUAGACAGUCAGUCAGUAUGUUAGUAUUUUGACUAAUGUUUUGUAGAGGUCUUUAAAUAACCUCAAGGAGUGCACUUUAUCUGUCUGCUCCCCCCCCCCUUUCUUUUUUUCUUCCUCCUCUCUACAUGUCUCUCUCUAUGUGCUGCACUCUGCUCUUUCUCUCAGAGGAAAACAACUGUUUGGACUGCUGCAGUCAGCAGCCUCAUUUCCUCAAGCUACGCAUACUCUAAAACUAGAACACACGCACACACGUCAGCGUAGUGGCCAAUCAGAGUCCAGACUUGCUCAUCCACAGGGCAUUCUGACUCUCAGGGAACCCCUUAUGUAGAUAGAUAAGCCUAUACUGAGGUAAAAUGAUGUUGCUAUAGUAGACAGCCACACAAUGCACUGUGUGUGUGUGUGUGUGUGUGUGUGUCUGAGUGUGUGUGUGUUUGUCUCUCUUUCUCUCACUCUGCAGUAACAUGUAGAUCUAAAUGUCUGUGUUUCCCCCACAGGUUUGCUGACCUUUGUGAACUGUGCCUAUGUGAAGUGGGGGACGCGUGUUCAGGACUUCUUCACCUAUGCUAAGGUCAUCGCUCUCAUCGCUGUCAUCAUCACCGGCCUGGUCAAGAUAGGCCAAGGUACCGAUGCCAGGAUGUUUCACACGCAAUACAAAUAAUAAAUCGUACAAAUAUUCACCCAUCCAUCCACUAUACGGAACAUUCACAGACACAUAUAUGCACACUGAACACUCUGACAUGUUCCUUCGCAUACAUUUAUUUGACAUACCUUACAUACAGUGGGGGAAAAAAGUAUUUAGUCAGCCACCAAUUGUGCAAGUUCUCCCACUUAAAAAGAUGAGAGAGGCCUGUAAUUUUCAUCAUAGGUACACGUCAACUAUGAUAGACAAAUUGAGAAAAAAAAAUCCAGAAAAUCACAUUGUAGGAUUUUCUAUGAAUUUAUUUGCAAAUUAUGGUGGAAAAUAAGUAUUUGGUCACCUAGAAACAAGCAAAAUUUCUGGCUCUCACAGACCUGUAACUUCUUCUUUAAGAGGCUCCUCUGUCCUCCACUCGUUACCUGUAUUAAUGGCACCUCUUUGAACUUGUUAUCAGUAUAAAAGACACCUGUCCACAACCUCAAACAGUCACACUCCAAACUCCACUAUGGCCAAGACCAAAGAGCUGUCAAAGGACACCAGAAACAAAAUUGUAGACCUGCACCAGGCUGGGAAGACUGAAUCUGCAAUAGGUAAGCAGCUUGGUUUGAAGAAAUCAACUGUGGGAGCAAUUAUUAGGAAAUGGAAGACAUACAAGACCACUGAUAAUCUCCCUCGAUCUGGGGCUCCACGCAAGAUCUCACCCCGUGGGGUCAAAAUGAUCACAAGAACGGUGAGCAAAAAUCCCAGAACCACACGGGGGGACCUAGUGAAUGACCUGCAGAGAGCUGGGACCAAAGUAACAAAGCCUACCAUCAGUAACACACUACGCCGCCAGGGACUCAAAUCCUGCAGUGCCAGACGUGUCCCCCUGCUUAAGCCAGUACAUGUCCAGGCCCGUCUGAAGUUUGCUAGAGUGCAUUUGGAUGAUCCAGAAGAGGACUGGGAGAAUGUCAUAUGGUCAGAUGAAACCAAAAUAUAACUUUUUGGUAAAAACUAAACUCGUCGUGUUUGGAGGACAAAGAAUGCUGAGUUGCAUCCAAAGAACACCAUACCUACUGUGAAGCAUGGGGGUGGAAACAUCAUGCUUUGGUGCUGUUUUUCUGCAAAGGGACCAGGACGACUGAUCCGUGUAAAGGAAAGAAUGAAUGGGGCCAUGUAUCGUGAGAUUCUGAGUGAAAACCUCCUUACAUCAGCAAGGGCAUUGAAGAUGAAACGUGGCUGGGUCUUUCAGCAUGACAAUGAUCCCAAACACACCGCCCGGGCAACGAAGGAGUGGCUUCGUAAGAAGCAUUUCAAGGUCCUGGAGUGGCCUAGCCAGUCUCCAGAUCUCAACCCCAUAGAAAAUCUUUGGAGGGAGUUGAAAGUCCGUGUUGCCCAGCGACAGCUCCAAAACAUCACUGCUCUAGAGGAGAUCUGCAUGGAGGAAUGGGCCAAAAUACCAGCAACAGUGUGUGAAAACUUUGUGAAGACUUACAGAAAACGUUUGACCUGUGUCAUUGCCAACAAAGGGUAUAUAACAAAGUAUUGAGAAACUUUUGUUAUUGACCAAAUACUUACUUUCCACCAUCAUUUGCAAAUAAAUUCAUUAAAAAUCCUACAAUGUGAUUAUCUGGAUUAUUUUUUCUCAUUUUGUCUGUCAUAGUUGACGUGUACCUAUGACGAAAAUUACAGGCCUCUCUCAUCUUUUUAAGUGGGAGAACUUGCACAAUUGGUGGCUGACUAAAUACUUUUUUCCCCCACUGUAUUUAUGUUAUAUUGACAUACAUUAAUUUGCAGCAGUUAGUGUAUGCAUUUAUGUACAUGUUAUAAUACAGGAUCAUGUGUGUGUUCCUCAGGUCAGACACAGAACUUUGAGGGCAUGUUUGAGGGCUCGACGACGGAUCCAGGAGACAUAGCUCUGGCCCUUUACUCUGCUCUGUUCUCUUACUCUGGAUGGGACACACUCAACUUCGUCACUGAGGAGAUCAAAAACCCAGAGAGGUUAGGGGGAAAAAGAGGGAGGGCAUGAUAAAGGUACCAGUGGGCAAAGGGUUAACUCUCUGUAAGGAAUAAGGAGUAGUGACGGAGUAGAGGACAGGUAGCAAUGAGAGUAUAGUGAAUGGAUGCUUAGAGAUAUGGAAGGAGUAAAGGCAGUGUUGGAAAAAGUACCCAACUGUCAUACUUGAGUAAAAGUAAAGAUACCUUAAUAGAAAAUGACUCAAGUGAAAGUCACCCAGUAAAAUACUACUUGAGUAAAAGUCUAAAAGUAUUUGGUUUUAAAUAUACUUAAGUAUCAAAAGUAAAUGUUAUUGCAAAAAUAUACUUAAGUAUCAAAAGGAAAAGUAUAAAUCAUUUCUAAAUGCUUAUAUUAAGCAAACCAGAAGGCACAAUUUUCUUGUUCUUUUUAUUUACGGAUAGCCAGGGGAACACUACAACACGCAGACAUAAUUUACAAAUGAAACAUGUGUUUAGUGAUUCCGCCAGAUCAGAGGCAGUAGGGAUGACCAGGGAUGUUCUCUUGAUAAGUGUGUGAAUUGGACCAUUUUCCUGACCUGCUAAGCAUUGAAAAUGUAACUAAUACUUUUUGGGGUCAGGGAAAAUGUAUGGAGUAAAAAGUACAUACUUUUUUAGUGAAGUAAAAGUUGUCAAAAAUAUGUAUAGUAAAGAAAAGUACAGAUACCCCAAAAAAACGACUUAAGUAGUACUUGAACGUUUUUUACUUAAGUAUUUUACACCACUGAGUAAAGGGAUGAGAGGGCAUAGGUGUAGAAUGAAGGGAAGACUUGAGACAGGAUGCGAGUAUAAUAAGGAGAGGGGUAGAAGUAUGUAGGAAUAUAUGGAGUGGUUGUGAUUAGUAGAGAAGGUAAAGUAAUAGUGAUUGAUGUGGCAAGGAUGGGGGGUAUGGAGAGGGAUAACAUACUGACUGAAUGGGUAGUCAGAUGUUUUAGGCGGGGGAAGGCGAGUGGCUCCUCUCCUCCCGAGGGAAGGAUUUUUCUGAGCCCUUGGCUCUGAUUCACACACCUAAACGCUGAUGAAAUAGAGCAAGACAGACGUGAUUGGUUCACAAGCUACUUCCAGGAGUUCUCAGGCAGAUUAUGUGACAAGCACACCCCACCUCCUCCCUCUGCUCCUCCCCCUGCUCCUCCACCUCAACUCUUGACCCGUUAACUCAUGGAGAAUCCCGGAUGUAUCCGAGACACUGAACUGUUUUCAUACUUGCCUUGUUGUUUUCUAAAUCUAAGUGUCUCUCUGUCUCUCCCUGGUGUUUGUUUGUGUGAACUACAGGAACCUGCCCCUGGCCAUCGCCAUCUCCAUGCCCAUCGUCACGGUGAUCUAUAUUCUGACCAACGUUGCCUACUACACUGUGCUGCCCAUUCCUGCCAUCCUGGACAGUGACGCUGUGGCUGUGGUAAGUUCACUUCUGAUAGAAAUAUGAUUCCCUAUCCUGAUCUACAUGACAGCAUAAAGUCUGUUCUAUACUGUAUGUCAGAUGUAUACAAUUCUAUCUGCAGCAUCAUCCCAUUGAAUAAGCCCUAAAUUACUUUGUCAUAGGAUGUACUGUAAGUGUUUUGAAUUGGUCUAAUAUAAGAUCUGUUUUUAUUCCCCCAGACGUUUGCAGACCAGGUGUUUGGAGUGAUGAACUGGACCAUCCCUCUGGCGGUGGCUCUCUCCUGCUUCGGAGGACUCAACGCUUCUAUCCUGGCUGCCUCCAGGUGAAUUAGAAUGACAUUACUGAUACUACUCUUAACUGUCAUUAUCCCCUCCAUCAUCCUUACUGUUAUCACUGAUCCUCUCCUCCUUAUUGACCAACACACGAUAACCCUGCGUGUGUAGCUGGUGCAGUGAGGUGGGUGUGACAAGUGUGUGGGUGUUCCUGCAGGCUGUUCUUCGUGGGCUCCAGGGAGGGCCAUCUCCCAGACUACCUCUGCAUGAUCCACGUCACCCGCUACACCCCCAUCCCCGCACUGCUCUUCAACGUCAGUCAUCCCGCAAAACCACUGUCUCUCUCUGUGUGGGUGGGGGUGUGGGUGUCUGUCUGUGUUGAACAAUGUACAUUUCCAUUGUCUUAUGAGUCGUUUUCAUUGUUCAGUUUUGUAUUUGUCCGAGUUCUGUGUCAACGUUCUGUUUCUGCGUCUACCAAACAUUCGGACCCCAUUGUUAUGUCUGCCUCAGGGUUCCGUCUGUCCCAGAAAUGUGUCUGCCUGUCUCAGCAUUCCUUUAUUUUAACCCAGUGUUCUGUCUGCCUUACAGUUCCGUCUGUCUGCCUUCUCAGCAUACUUUUUGUCUGUUUAUCCCUGUAGUGUUUUCUCUCCCUCUUUCUACAGUUUCUAUGAAAUAUAGAGUUUCUAUCAGCAUGUACAGUAUAUUGACAUAGUGCUGUUGCUCCAUAUUAAAGGGUGCCAUGGCUCUAGUCUACCUGUGUGUGGAGGACAUCUUUAAACUGAUCAACUACUACAGCUUCAGUUACUGGUUCUUUGUGGGCCUGUCUAUCCUGGGACAGCUGUACCUGCGCUGGAAACAGCCAGACAGAGUCAGACCCCUCAAGGUAACACAAUCGUCCACAUCUUUAACACCAAUAGACUCAACACAAAACACUGUAGCCUAUAGACACAUUCAAAAUGCAAACUUCCCAUUGGUGUUGUAAUGUCUGAAACGUUCAUACUGAAACUCACAAUACAGUUUUGAAUGUAGGAUUUCUUUCACUGUUUGACGUCAAUACCGUUUGAUAGUUGUGACAUAACUCUUCUUCUCUCCCUCUCUCUCCGUCUUUCCCUCUCUCAGCUCAGUCUGUUCUUCCCGAUCAUCUUCUGUUUCUGCACUGUGUUCCUAGUGGUGGUUCCCAUCUACAGUGACACUAUCAACUCUCUGAUUGGCAUCGGUAUCGCCCUAUCAGGGGUCCCCGUCUACUUCCUGUGUAUCUACACUCCCGCUACCAAAAGGCCCAUGUGGCUCCGCAGGUUCUUUGGUAAGAAUCAGAUUGUUUGAGUUUAGGAUAGGGUUGCAAAAAUCUGGUGACUUUCCCCAAAUUCCCAGGGUUUCUGGAAAAUCCUGGGGAAUCUACCAAACCAGGAUUUCUGGAAAACCUGGGAACUUUGGGGAAAUUACUGGAAUUUUACGACCCUAGUUUGGCAUGACAUGAGUUGCGAGUAGGUAGGUAUAUUAUUUUGUACGCCUAGAAAAAAUAAUCUACAUUCUUCAACCAAACUGCACUUCUCAUGCUAUUGCUAGUGUCAGUACAUUAAUGAUAGUAUUUAAUGGGUAGAUCUCUCAUCCUCUCUCUCUCUUUCCCUCUAGCCAACUUUGGUCUGUUGAUUCAGAAGGUGUGCUAUUCUGUUGUGACUGAGUUGGAUGUCAUAGAAAAGUUGGAGUGAAGGACGCACAAAACACCUCCUGGCCAUUAUCUCCCUCAGCCACAGGCUGCAAAUCAGAUGGCUGAUUCAAACGGCAGCCAUUCAUUGGAUCAUAUCUCUGGCCAACCAAUCAUCACCAUGAUGUGUUAAUGUUCAUUGGACGAUGGGGUCGUUCUACGGCCAGGGUGACACUCCAGUUGCCUCUGACAUCACAGAGGACGUUCCACAUACACACACUCCAGAAGAAUCAAUACUAAACCAUUCCUGUGCCUUAAUGUUUUACUCAAAUACUGAUAUUUAUGAUCUUUCCAUGUAGGCGGCGUUUGCACAGGCAGCCCAAUUCUGAUCUUUUUCCACUAAUUGGUCUUUUGACCAAUCAGAUCAGCUCUU